AACUGUCAAGUGCUCGAUAGUUUGGUACAGUCAGCUGAUGGCAAAAUGCAAUUACACGCUUUCUGUGAUAUUUAAUGAAAUCGGUUGUAAUUUUUGUGCGCAAUUGUGAAUUUCCGUGAGCGAUAUUCAUUCGCAGCUGGUUUAUCUUCAAUUUGAAUUUCUUGGGAAGACUUUCGCAAGGUAGAAGCACAGGAAUUUUUAUACUCCAUUAAGAAAAUCAGAACUGACAGCAUCAAGAUGCCUUUGAACACAGAUAUAUCUACAGCGCUUCAUUUAUUGGAGCAUGUGCAAGAGAGGGUGGAAGAUUGUGAUGAUCCUAAGUUACAAAUGCAUACCACUCAGGAUAUAAAGUCCUUAAUUUCUCUACUGGAGGAUCCGGUAUUCCGUAGCAUAGUGACAAUACAAGAUUCCCUCAUCGAAUUGAAUACUCAGUUGGGUCAGCAUCCAUCUAUAUUGCCUGGAGAUUUUGACAUCAAUAUCAGUGGACAGUUGGAACUUUCUGUUCCUAGUACUCCAGUCCAACCGCUUGGGCCAAAUAUGUAUCAGGAUUUAUACCAAGAUAGUAGCGAACUUGAUGAUCAAAGGGUUCCUGUAGCUCCAUUGGUGCAUAGCAGCAGCGAGGAUACAAGUGCACAGGUUACAAGUCCAAGCUUGGUUUCGGAAGUGAUGGGUAUUCCUCCUAUUACAACAACUACAUACGUCAAGGAGUUCAAAAAAGUUAUUGAGGCUGCAGCUAGAGGUCGUCAGAUAUUUACAGUACAGCUGUACAAGCCUGAGGGAACCAGCCUAGGGUUCAGUGUUGUUGGGCUUCGCAGUAAGGACAAGGGAGAGCUUGGCAUAUUCCUGCAAGAGAUACAACCCAAUGGCAUAGCUGGCUGUGAUGGUCGAUUGGUAGAAGGAGAUCAGAUAUUGGCGAUAGAUGGCCAGCCACUAGACUCGAAUAUCUCUCAUGAGCAGGCAAUCUCGAUUCUUCAGAAGGCACGUGGUCUGGUUGAGUUGGUCGUAGCAAGAAGCGCCCAAGACAUUGGGGGUUCUUUGCCGACGGAUGAAUUGUCCGGAGGUUCGAGUUCGACAGCGGCCGCGGGAGCAGGUGUGUCCAUCAUCAGCGGCGUUGUCGGCGCUGCGACCAGUCAGUCGAGUACCGACAAGGAUCAAUUGGUCUCCGUGUCGUCUGUCGUUACACCGGCGCCAACACCGAAGUCCAGCCAACCAGCCAGCACCACCUCGGCGGCGACACCGACGCCGACACCCACACCGACCCCAACCCCGACCUCGACACCGGUACCCGGUGGCCUCGUCGUCGAAAGGAGCCCCUCCGCCGUCAGCGACGCCUCCAAGAGUGGCUCUGACAUGGUGCUGAACACGGAAUGGGCUCAAGUUGAAGUUAUAAACCUAAUCAACGAUGGCAGCGGUCUUGGUUUCGGAAUUGUCGGCGGGCGCAGCACCGGUGUCGUCGUCAAGACAAUCCUUCCCGGCGGCGUCGCGGAUCGGGAUAAUCGGCUGCAGAGCGGGGACCAUAUAUUGCAAAUCGGCGAUGUCAAUCUGCGGGGGAUGGGAAGUGAACAGGUUGCCGCGGUGCUGCGACAAUCCGGCACACACGUGCGGCUCGUUGUCGCACGGCCCGUGGAGCCGACCUCGCCCGAUUAUCAGGCACUCGGCAGCCACGCUCCGAUCGUACCGACGAAGAUUCUGGGUGACCCCGAUGAGCUGGACCGCUACCUGGUGCACAGCGUGCCGGAGACGUACAACAUACGUCACGUGCAGGGCGAUGCAGGUUACGACAACGGCUACAUGUACUCCCAGGAAUCCGACGUUGAAAUGCACGCAAGACCAGGCCUCAUCAUGGACGUAGUACGCAAUCCUGUGCCAAUUGGAGCAAUGCCAGUGAUACCAGCGGUUCCGGUGCAAAUCUCGGAGCUACCGGUCCUCACCAUGGACACCAUCGACGUUAACUCACUGCCAGAAAUGGAACGCUUCACUGUCGAGCUUAAGAAGGACAUUUACGGCCUUGGGAUCACCAUUGCUGGAUACGUUUGCGAGAAGGAGGAGCUGUCCGGGAUUUUCGUGAAGAGCAUCAGCGAGGGAAGCGCGGCCGACCUGAGCAACAAGAUCCAAAUAAACGAUAGAAUAGUCGAGGUGGACGGCCAUUCUUUACAGGGUUACUCGAAUCACGAAGCUGUCGAAGUUUUAAGGCGCACCGGGCAAACGGUAGUUUUAUGCCUGGAAAGAUACUUACGUGGACCAAAGUACGAGCAGCUACAGCAGGCGAUCGCGGCCAGCGAGCUUAGACUGCCGCAGCCGAGUUCUCCGUCGAUUACGAGCCUACCCAGCUUCCCUAUUAGCGCUGACGGCGAAACCACCACCGAAAUAGAACCGGAGGGCGAGUCGCACACAACUGUGGACAGCGCGGUACUCCACGAAGGCGAGCGCGAACGGACGUCCGAAGAGCUGGACGACGCCGCGAACGUGGAGGCGCUAUUGAGCGAUCCAUCGAGCGAGCUCACGCCGCAGAUCCGCGCAGCCAUUAAGUCCAAGUGGCAGAAAAUCGUCGGUCCUGAUACCGAGAUCGUGGUGGCUCAACUAAAGAAAUUCGCGGAAGGCAGCGGGCUUGGUAUAAGUUUAGAAGGAACUGUGGAUGUUGAGAACGGCCAAGAAGUCAGACCCCAUCAUUACAUACGAUCGAUUCUACCCGAGGGACCGGUGGGGCAAAAUGGGACGCUGCGUUCAGGAGACGAAUUGCUGGAGGUGAACGGAUAUCGGUUGCUCGGUAUUAAUCAUAUGGAAGUAGUUAGCGUGUUAAAAGAAUUACCUAUCCACGUUCGGAUGGUUUGCGGGAGGAACAUUGCGUCACAGGAUCCCCUCUGCCCGAUCGACACUGCUCAACAUCAGGCUGCGUUCCAGACUAGGAGCAUUCUGGGUGGAUCGCUGCAAAACUUAUUACCAACGAUGGAUCGCCUCGUUAAAGCGAAGUCCGAUGGCUCGUUGGCUUCGACAACCACCACUGCUACCGUGACUGACGCCAGUUUGAACAAGAUGAAGUCACGUUCCCUGGAACCGCUAACUGGUCUGGCUAUGUGGAGCUCUGAACCGCAAAUCAUCGAACUGGUAAAGGGAGAGCGGGGCCUUGGGUUCUCCAUUUUGGAUUAUCAGGAUCCAAUGAACCCCAACGAGACUGUGAUAGUAAUAAGAUCGCUCGUGCCUGGGGGCGUAGCCCAGGUGGACGGGCAAUUGAUACCGGGCGAUCGACUUUUGUUCGUGAACGACAUCGCCCUGGAGAACGCGACCCUGGACCAGGCGGUGCAGGCGUUGAAGGGCGCGCCGAAAGGCACCGUGCGCAUCGGCGUGGCCAAGCCGUUGCCCAUCCCAGACAGUAUUGUCCAGAGGGUGCCGCCGAUUUGUCCCGUGAGACGCAGCAAAAGCUUCCCGAACGAAAGCGAAACGACAGAUCACGCGGCCGAACUCGAGGACUUCCUCUCCUCCAGAUCAGGCGUAACAGAGCUAUCAAUGGACAAACCGGAAACGGACGAUGAGGAAGAAGAAAACUGGAAGGACGCGUCGCCGUUGACCCCAACGUACAGUCCCACGGAUCUGCCACGAAAGUUCCCUCAAGACCAGAAGCCUCUGAAGACAGUAGAAGUCGACGUGCACGAGUUCUACCCAGCAAGCAGCGGCUCCCUAGAAGACGUGAUCAUCGCGGACAUAAGCCCAACGUCCUUGGACAUGAAGAUAGCCGCUAGAUACACCCACGACAUGACAACAGGGAUAGAGAAAGUAGCUCCGAAAGUGAAGUUAAAGAACGAGCCGUCGCUAGAAAAGCCACCGGAACCUCAACCAGUCCACAAACGUCUCGACCCGGAAAAAAGGAAAGAACUAAAGCGGACGGACUCCACAGAAAAGAAGUCCACGCCGAAAGAACCGUUGACCAAACGCGAGGAACUGGACAAAGCAGUUAAAAAGAAGAUUCCCAAGAAACAGGACACCGACGCCGACGUAAAACCCACAAGAAAGAGGAUCGACGAGGUGGAAGAGCCUCCCGAAUCCUCGAAGAAGACUCCGACUACACCCGAAGAUUCAAAGAAGGAGGAAGACGCGCCAAGGACAAAGGAGCAGAGGAAGCUGCAAAAGGAGCAGGCGUGCAUAGAGAGAGUCACCGAGUACCUAACGAGGCACAACGUCCUCGUCUAUUCAGACUACAGCCAAGAGUCCAUCCUUCAGCCUCCGCAAGACGCAAAGGAGCAACGAAUACGUCCAUCCACAUUGGAGGAGUUAGACAAAGCUCGUCCAGCCGAGGGAGUCGAUGACAGAGGUACCCAGAGAAUAGAGGAUUCGAAGAUCACCCCCGAGGAAUCGACGAAGACGCCAUCCACCGUGGUCUCCGACAAACCUUGGACCGCCGAGCGACUCCCAGUGACAGUGGCGGAGUCGAAGAACGCGUUGACUCCGGAAGACGCGACCCAGCCGAAACGCAGGAGCUCGAUGCGCAAGAAGACGUUCUCGAGGGAGUCCUCGAGGGAGUCCUUGCUGGACGAGACGAAGAAGGAAGUCAGGAUACAGGAGAACGUCGAGGAGAUCUUCUUCGAAGAGCCCAGCGAACAGAUAUCCGGUAUACUGCCUGAAGUUCAGCUGGUGAAGGCUAGGAUCAUCACUGCUGAGGAGGCAGCGGCCAACAGGGCGGAAGAGGUCGCCAGGGUGGAAGUACAGUCGCCGCCGGAAGUGGUGGUCUUCGUCGACUCGAUCAGAGUGAGGAGUGGUAGAGUACCUUCGCCGGAAACGGUGGACACGUCGCACCUGCAGCUGGUCAACCUGGCGAAGUCGACGUCCGAGAACACGCUGGUGGACCAGGUCGAAGAGGAGAACAGGGUGUCCGAGAGGAAUUUGAAAGCGGAGAUUCUGUUGGAUUUGUCGAAGGUACCGGAUGUCGGCGAGGUGCUGGGGAAGGCUGCUGAGGGGGAGAGGAAGUUGAGCAGGACUGGCAGCGAGGGCUCGAAGAGGGGAGAGCUUAGGAGGAUCAAGGAUAGGGAUGGAUUUAAGAUUGGAAGCCUCGCGCAACCGGAUCAGCCGGAGCUCACGGUUCUGCUGGAGGCUGGUGUCACGGAGAGGAGGAGGGCGGCUGAUGAGGAAAGGGAGGGCAGAGUUCUUGAGGAUGGAUCGAAGAGGAUCGCUAAGAGCCCGGAGGAGCCAGGCGAAGGCGACAGCCCGCAGCAGCCGGACGAGAAGGUCGAGGAGCUCGAGCACCCUUCGCGGCGGACCGCUGACUCGGUCAAGUGUCCGAAGCCAGACGACAAGGAGUCUCGAAAAGAAGAGGACCCGGCAAGAAGAUCGCAGGAGUCCCGCGAUUAUGACAGGACGCCCUGGCAGCAGAGGCGGCCGGUGCUGGAGGAAGUCUCGACCAAGCCGGCCGAUGACGCAGUGAUCAGCAAGGAGCACUCUCUCGAGUAUCAGAGCCAGACGCUCGAGAGCCAGCGUGGUCUGGGGUCUAGCUCGUUAGAGGACCUACUGAAGACCAUCCCUGACACCUGGUCGGCGAUCAGAGGUGACCGCGUCGAGCACAGCUUCAAAGAGACCCAGUAUUCCCCGAAAGAGAAGCAAGACGCUGCCACCCAGACCGAGCAAGAGACGAAAAGCACGCAGUGUAGUCCCGAGCAAAGUGUCAGUCCUUCGGAGAUCUCCAAAGACAGUCCCUUGAGAAGGUACUAUAGUCCUAGGAGAGAGGUAGAGACUCAGACUCAAGGCGAGAACAAAAGUGUCCAGUGCUCUUUGGACGAUUUCGGUGGCCUCUCGAAGACCCCCGACUUAGAGAACAGUUUCGACAGCCCGUCCAGGUCAGAGAAGAGCCAGGUGAAGGAGAGCAAAAGCAUCCAGUGUAUACCCGAGGAUAUUUCCACCAGUCCUGGUAAGACUGUCGGUGAUCAAUCAUCCGGGGUUCAGAAGAGUCCUAGGAAAGAGGCUGAAGUUCAGACUUAUCAGGAGUCGAAAGCCGUUCAGUGUAGCGAUGACGAGAUUCUAGAGGCCGAGUGCAGCGCAGGAGGCUACCGCGCUAGGUUCCAGAGCAGGCCGGCCAGCUACGCGUCGCAGAAGACCGAGAGCUCGCCGUCUUCCGGCUGCAGCUCGCCGUGCAAGCUUCCGACGGUCGCGUUCGCCGAGGACAGGGCAGACAUGACGGUCACGCAGAGGGAACACGACGGGAACGUGAACUGGUCCAAACACUGGGGCCCCGAGAGGCUGGUCGAGAUCUACAGGGAGCCGAAGACUAGUCUUGGCCUGAGCAUCGUUGGCGGAAAGGUUGACCUGCACAAUGGCAGUUCUAGUAAGUCUCAGAACAUAUCUGGGAUCUUCAUAAAGAACGUAUUGCCCAACAGUCCGGCCGGGAGGACCGGCGAAUUGAAGGUCGGGGACCGAAUAAUCGAGGUCGAUGGCGUGGACCUGCGGCACAGCACGCACGAGCGGGCGGUUGAGGUCAUACAAGCCGCCGGAAAUCCUGUGUGUCUUCUCGUCCAAUCUCUGGUGCACCUGAACGAAAACGAAGGUGGCCAGAGCGAGGACAGCGGCAGCAGACUAGGCAGACGGCAGAGCACCAAGAAUCGAGUGCCUACCAGCGGAGUUGCUCCCGGUACGCCUACCUAUCGUCAAGCCGUGUCACCUGUCACGUCAGCCAGGUCCACCACGCCGGAAGUGAUACAGGGAAGAGUCGAAGAAGAAGAAAAGCAGAGUAGUUCGAGGUCGGAUUUCCGAAGGCAAAGUACAAGAGCAUCAGAUGGCGCGGGAUCCAGCGCGAGAAGAUCCUCCAUGAAAAAGUCAAUUCGGAAGAAGGCGCCGUCACCGCCCUCCAAUCCCGGCAUUUUACGCGAGGUGAGCGAGGAGAAGGAAGAUAAUGCCGCGAAACCGGAAGACAAGACGCCGAGGCGGAAGUAUUCGUCGGACGAGAGCUCUGAUGAAGAUACGAGAGAACUCGAGGGAAACAUUUAUACGAAAGCUGGCAUGGAGAUCUCGAGAAAGAGCGCAGGAAAUGUGAAACGAACGAAGCAAGAGAUCGAAGCAGACCCUGAGAAGGAAGAUGAGUUCGGUUACACGAAUAUGAAAGUUCAAAAGAAGUACCAUGGGUUGGGAAACAAAGUGCUAUUAGUCAAAGUGGAUAAGGAUAGGCGUGGUUUGGGUAUUUCUCUCGCCGGGCACAGAGACAGGAACCGAAUGGCAGUGUUCAUUUGUGGCCUUAAUCCAAGAGGUUCCGCUUAUAAAGGAGGAGAGCUGCUCGUCGGCGACGAAAUACUCGAGGUAAAUGGAUGCGUUCUCCAAGGAAGAUGUCACCUGAACGCGUCCGCCUUAAUUAAAGGAAUGGCUGGUACCUGUUUCAAAGUUGUCGUUGUACGGAGGUCAAAGAGCAUCGACGACAUCGCUGUGAAACCUAUCAGCCAGUUCCCUCCUGCUCUGGAUGACUCGGAAAUGUUCAGCCAGUACAAAGGCGUACGCAACGUGCCCGUGAAGAAGGGUCAGUAUGGUCUGGGUAUAAUGAUCAUCGAAGGAAAACACGCGGAAGUCGGUCAAGGUAUAUUCAUCUCUGACAUACAAGAAGGUAGCGCCGCUGAACAGGCCGGUUUACAAGUGGGCGACUUGAUCUUGGCUGUUAACCUGGACUGCCUGUUGGGUUCAACUUACGACGAGGCUACCAGUCUUCUAAAAAAAGCUGAAGGAGUUGUGACGCUCACUGUGUGCAAUCCAAAUCAGUCUAAGGUCGCGAAGGAAGAGGAAGACAGGGCAAAGGGUAUACUUCCUACACCAGAGCCAGAGAAACCAAAGGAACCAGAGAAACCGCCAGAGCCUGAGCCGCCUCAAGAUCCAAAGGAUUGCAAGAUCGUGGCCGGAAGAGAUACGGUUAUAGAGUUCCAGAAAGAGAAAGACAAAGGCAUUGGCUUCACUAUAGCUGGUGGCUCGGACACUCCAUGUAAAGGAGUGUUCAUCAUCGAAGUGUUUCCAGACGGCGCGGCCGGCAAAGAUGGCCGCCUGCAGUCCGGUGACCAAAUACUCGACAUGUGCACUCAUAGUUUCAAGGAAAUCGAGCACGAGAAAGCUCAUGCGACUGUUCUGAAAGUUACUGGAACUAUCACGAUGACUGUCCAUCGGCAAGAGAAGCCUGAAGAAGAAAUCGAAGUCGAGUUGCAGAAGAAAUCCGGCAAAGGAGCUGGCCUCUGUUUGACAGGAUAUAAGAGCGGCAAAGGGGCAUACGUAUCAGAUUUGUUGCCGGGUGGUAGCGCUCUGGAGAGCGGGAAAAUUUGCAAAGGUGACCGAGUGGUGGCGGUAGGUGGCCAAGACGUACGAGAAGCUCCAGUCGAGGACAUCGCGGUUCACGUGAAAGUUUCUAACCCGGUGCAAUUGAAACUUGCCAGGUUCAAGUCUGCCAAGCAAUGACAGGGUUCUGCAGGCGGAACUCUAAACACAAACCUUCGAAGGGGGAUUCCCAAGAGAUAUCGCGGACUUUAGUGUGAUAUAACUGACUAUACCAAAGUAACUAUAGCUCUAAGUACCGUUUUACUAUAAGCAUCGUAAUUCUAUUUAAACAAAAUACAAAGAGAAAGAGAGAUAGAGAGGAAGGGAAGGUGGGAAGGAGGCAAAUCGCAGGUUAAGUUGAAUACUUCAGGCGAGGCAUUGCCUCGGAAAUGAAACUUAAGCUACGUUCUCAUCGCGUCUCCGUGUUCCGAGUUUUUCACGCAGCGUAGAACACAAUACGACGUGAUUGGAAACCAGCGGGAGUAUUCGUGGACAUACGGUAAAAGAACAAUACGAUUUUAUAGGGACUCUCAGCGAGCAGCCAUGUUAACCGUUGACACGCGACUUAUCCGGCGACGCUUAACGUCGAACUUGUAAAGAUUCCGUCUGCCAUUGAUGAACAUCCGGGCAAGUAGUCGAUAACGAUAACGUUACACGCAUAUUAUUUAGUAACGACAGAGUAUUUAUGCAGUUAUAGUAUAAUUAAUAUUGUAACAGCUACAAGGACGUCGCACGGUGGAUGAAAUUUCGCGGGCCGCGUGAAAGGAAAAGAGUUAGGGGUCAUGUACACAUCGAAACUCAGAAAAAAUGGCGGAAGGCUAUGAAAAUUGAUUCGCGACGAAAAUUCGUCGGUGAUUAAUUAACGAACGAAUGAGAAUGAUUCAUUUCUGGGGACUCUUUUCCUUUUGAGGUCGGUCCACCGUGUCUUCAUACGAAUAGAGAUCUUGCUUGUACGUUUCGUAUUACUUACAUUUAAGUUAGGCGACUUUUAUUGUUAGUGACAUUAGGGGUCGCGCAGUUUUACCAUCCGUGACUAUCACGAUAAAAUUCUAACUCUCCUCGGGAUCGACGUUUCAAAAACCCACGAUCCGAGAGACUUUCGUAGGCGAGGCGACAUUUUCAAGUUACGAACGCUACGUUGUAGAUGAUAGGUAACAGGUGAACGGAUCAUUCGCCACUGUUCGGCCGUUUCGGCGUUGCGCUGCUGACAGGGGAAUAUCGAAAAUUUUUAUUUUCCUUUAAAAGUCACCAACAUGGUGACUGAGUUCCUUUAGAAUGUACGUUCUUCGUUCAUUUAAAUUAAAUUUAUUCUUUAUUUCACAAGUACAAAACGGAUACGAAGCGAUUGUUGAAAUGACCGUUUAACCUUGUAUAAAUUAACAAACUGAAGGAUGAAAUUCUUUAAGAUUUGUAAUUCCAAUGAAAAAAACGUUCCCAGCCACGUUCACCUGAAACUCAUUUUAUAAGAUUUUAUAGAGCGCGAGGAGACGUUAAAUGGUCAUGUUAACGAUUCUUUCGUAUGUUCAUCUCGAGGGACCAAACGGAAACGAACAGAUAAGGUCCUCAAAGUAUCCAAAGAACUUGGAAUCUCCCAAAAUUUCAAAUUUCCGUUUUAUCGAGUUUCCCGUGGAAAAGUCAGGUCGUGGCGUGCGGGUGACGUCUAUUGGCGUUCGCCGAGCGUGCUCAACGAAUACGCGAACGAGACAGCCGUGCAGCAGCGUCCAUUCACGGUGCCGAAACGGUGGAAGAGUCGAGUGGUCGAGCUUCGACGAAAGUAAUCGUUCGCAAAAGACUUGUUAUAAACACUAGACUGGCUUGUUGAUCGCGUGUAGUUCAAUUUAUCCUAUUAUCCUAGUCCUUAGCGUAGAUUUUCAACUGAAUGAUGGAGGAGAGCGGAGAUGAGCGCGACAGACGAAGUAUACGUAUAGUUACACACGAGAAAACGACACGUUUAUUUGGACGAAGGGAUUAUUCAGCAGCAAAGAUGUGCGAAGUCCUGAAAAUGCUAGGUCAAGUCUGUUUACGAAUACUUUUCGAACAUUCUGAGAUCUCAGUUGUUGCUUUGGAUUUAUUUUAAAUCGCGUGGACGUAAUUAUUGAUUCGUCUUAAUCUAUUCAGUACAUGGACAAAAAGACUAAUCGAAUUUCUACUAUAGUAAGUUAUGAAGAUUUAGCGAAGAGAUGAUCGUUGUUAGAUAUAGUAAAAUUUAACACUAGAACCACCGUGCCUGUCAAAAUGACUGAUGUUUUCUUCUUUCGCAGUUAUUGAUAUCUUAACACCAGACUUACGGAAUUUAAAUAAAAUUGAAUUUUAUAAACAUUAUUUGAUAAAUGUUUGGGUCGAUUUUGAUUAAUUCAAUUACGUGAUUAUGGUUCCUAAUAAUACAUUUUUAAAUAUUUAAUUUCUAGAUCUAAACGGACGAACAUCAAUCUUUCUGGGAACAAUAGAAUAAACUGUACAAUAAGUGUCCGUAAAUCUGGUAUUAACACGUUGCCUGCCACGAGAAUUUCGAAUGUUUUGUGUAACGAUACAUAUUCCUUCAUAACAAAGACAAAUGUCAUUAGAAAUAAUUAUUAACGACUUGGUAUCACAGUAUACGUGUUAUACUAUCAUCCAGUUGUUUGUAUUAUUAAGUAUUUUUUUUCGACAUCAGUUUUCUUAUUGUAAUUGUCUUUAACCAAUUAUGAAGCUCCGGUCACCGGUGACUACCAUGCCAGUCAACGUGUUAAAAGCAUUGAAUAUUCGAAAUCUUGG
Messenger RNA from Nomia melanderi (Alkali bee), 11016 nucleotides. RefSeq names its product multiple PDZ domain protein. Gene Ontology annotation, molecular function: protein binding. The record is from RefSeq and is a predicted model, not a curated record. Lineage: Eukaryota; Metazoa; Arthropoda; Insecta; Hymenoptera; Halictidae.